This is a messenger RNA of Culex quinquefasciatus (southern house mosquito), 638 nucleotides long. Its product is annotated as glycine-rich cell wall structural protein. The transcript is spliced from 3 exons. NCBI's taxonomy places the organism in Eukaryota, Metazoa, Arthropoda, Insecta, Diptera, Culicidae. The record is from RefSeq and is a predicted model, not a curated record. Bases 129 to 494 code for a protein of 121 amino acids.
AACUGGAGCCCUCGGGACGUUUGGGCAACAGUGUUAUUCCAGACGCAUCCCAACCAAGUUCAAGUUCAAUAGCCUGCGGGAAUUUUUGCAGCGUGUGUGUGAGAAGUGAUUUUACUUUUGUGGCCAGAAUGUUUAAGGAACUCGCCCUCGUGAGCUGCCUGGUGGCGGUGACGUUGGCCAUGCCGGCGGUUGAUUUUGCACAGGCCGUUCCGCUGGAAGCGUACCGGGACGAUGCACCAGCAAUCGUUGUGCUCCAGCAGCAGCAGGAGGAUCAGGAUGACCUGGAGGGAGCGGAAACUGCUCACCAUGGUGGAAAUCGCGGCGGAUAUGGCGGCGGAUACGGUGGCUACGGAGGCGGUUAUGGCGGUGGAUUCGGAGGUGGAUUCGGCUAUGGAGGCGGUUACGGCGGAUACGGCGGUGGAUACGGAGGUGGCUACGGAGGCGGAUACGGAGGAUAUGGGGGCCAUGGACAUCGCGGACACCAUCACGGCUAAAGUUCGCUUGAAGAUCUGGAACCGGCUAACGAUCUGCAACCGAGAGAAGCAACUGACUGAUGACAAACUGGACAAAGAAUGGUGUAUGGUUAUGAACCAUGGUUUGAAGAAGUAAAAGGAGAAUAAAGUAGCUUUAUUUAAUUA